Molecule: messenger RNA, 936 nt
Organism: Dibothriocephalus latus
Lineage: Eukaryota; Metazoa; Platyhelminthes; Cestoda; Diphyllobothriidea; Diphyllobothriidae
Source: the annotation of a GenBank genome assembly
AUGCUGUACUUUGGAGACAAACUCCUCGAGCAGUCCCCGUCGUCCGGUGACCCAUCCCUCGGCAUCUUUAAAAUUCCGCAGCCAUUUGAGUGUCUGGUAGUUGAUGCGGACGACAAAGUGUUUCGUGAAAUCAGCGUAUGCAGCGGACGCUACAACUUGCAGGGUAAAUAUGAAAAUUUGGCCAACUUCCGUACUAGGGCACUUGGGUGUGUUCAUCCUAUCAGGAGCCCAGCUGUACUGACUCCGGAGGGUGACCAAGGUAAAUUAUCCUUUCCUUGUCAUCUUAUUCGCCAAAAAGUCAAGUGGUACUUUGUUCUAGAUUUUGAAUCAACUUGUGAUAAUAAGUCUACAGUGAAAGCCGAAAUAAUUGAGUUUCCUGUGGUUUUAGUUGAAGCAGAAACGGGCACGAUAGUAGACGAAUUCCAUUCCUAUGUCCGACCAACUGAGAAUCAGACGUUGAGCAAAUUUUGCACGAGCUUGACGGGCAUAUCGCAAGAGACCGUCGACAACGCUGAGGAAUUGAAAACCGUUUUAAAAGAUUUCGAAUUUUGGCUUCGCUCGAAGAAGCGUGCGCUCAACUGCACUUUUAAACUGGGUUCCCCGAAUGCCGCUGUUUUUGUAACUUGGACAGACUGGGACAUUCGGACAUGUCUAUGGAAUGAAUGCCAGCGCAAAAGACUGCCAUUACCUCUCGAACUUCUAAAUCGCAUUGACCUGAAGGCAGUUUUCAAGCACUGGUUGGCUAACACCAGCCGAUCCCCACAGGCAGAUUGGCAUGGGAACUUUUCGGAUGCACUGAAGGCUGCUGGACUUACUUUCAAGGGACGACCCCACAGUGGAAUCGAUGAUGCGCGAAACACGGCAUUGCUGCUGCUCAAAAUGCUUUCUAGUCGGGGAACAGAGCAUGCCAAAUCUCCCUCGCACGCCUACUCGUGA